Molecule: messenger RNA, 750 nt
Organism: Trichophyton rubrum CBS 118892
Lineage: Eukaryota; Fungi; Ascomycota; Eurotiomycetes; Onygenales; Arthrodermataceae
Exons: 2
Coding region: 1-750 (249 amino acids)
Source: RefSeq, a predicted model, not a curated record
AUGGCACAGAAUGAAACUACAACAGCACCCGAGAGGGAGGUCAAAUACAUCAACACGAUUGAUGCGUACAACCAAUGGGCAGAGAUAUAUGAUACGGACGGGAACUUCCUCCAGGCACUGGACACAUUGGAGAUGAAGACCCUCCUACCAGCAUUUCUGUCACUAAACAAGUCUCCAGGUGAGAAGACGAAGUACGUUGACCUUGGUUGCGGGACGGGUAGAAACACACUCCCCCUUGCGCAGCAUGCGCCAGAGGCAAUGAUUGUUGGCCUGGAUCCGUCCGAGAAGAUGCUUGAGCUGGCACGCAAACGCACUGCAACUGCGAGCAAUGUACAGCUAGAGCUGUACGACAUUCUCGGGCCUACUGGACCACCUGCAAGUGCGCUGGCAGCAGAUGGAGUCAUAUCAACCCUAGUGGUGGAACAUGUACCGAUGCAGGACUUUUUCAGAGCCGUGGCAAGCAUAUUGAAGCCUGGUGGUGCUUUGCUGCUUACGAACAUGCAUUCGGAAAUGGGUGGUGUUACUCAGGCCGGGUUUGUCGAUCCACAGACCAAGAUGAAGGUUCGUGGGACGAGCUAUGCACAUAGUGCAGAAGAGGUUGUUGCGGAGGCUGCGAAGUUUGGGCUGGAGCUGGUGGGGGAGAUGAAGGAGGUGACGCUGGAUGAGAAGCUUGCUCCUGUUCUGGGAACCCGGGCGUCGAAGUAUAUUGGUGUCCGGGUCUGGUUUGGUGGGUGUUUUCAGAGAAAGUGA